UCACCUGAGAUAUAAUUUAAGCAAAAUGGAAUUUGAAGAGCUCAAGUAUGAGAACAAAGAUGACCUGAAUGAAAUUGCUGAUCCAUCUGAGUUAGAGGAUUUCCAAAAGGAAUGUAUCUACACACCACUUUCCUUAGUAAAUCCGACUCCUUAUGAACCUUCUAAUGAAGACUACAUUAUGAGAGAGCAUGAUGGGAACGCAGACGAAGAUUGGGACGAGAAAAAUAAUCUUGUGAAUGAUGUGCCUAUUGAAAGAGACAGCUUGAUAGGAUUUGGAAUACACAAAAGAAAGCCAAAGCUGCUUAUUUGUAUUACCAUGUACAAUGAGCCACCAAAGCAACUGGUAGAAUCCCUCGCUGGAAUUUAUCGUUCAUACUACGAAUUGAUCGACCUUGAUCCUACCUUUCUGAAUCGUGUGCACAUCGUCAUUGUCUCUGAUGGGUACGGCCCUCUUAUGGAAAAGCCUGAACACCUAAAAUGCUACGACAAGGCUAAUAUUCAUGACAUUAAGAAGCUCAGUGAGAAGAAUUACACUACAAAUGUCUUCAAAGCAGGCUUUGAGGACACAAAGACUGUAUUCAACAGACUUCUCUUCAUCAAUUCAGAGAAUAUGAUCAGUAGAGAGGACAAGCGUGGCCAGCAAGAGGAGGAAUAUAAGGAUGAAGAAGAGAAGCUCGAAGCUAGGAGAAGAAGCUCCAUGAAAGGAAAUAGUGGACCUAAGAAGAAGUAUAGAGAUAUUAGAGCUUAUGGUGCUAAUAAUAUUGGCCAUUGUUUCUCAAGAGCAAUGCAUUUCCAAGACUGGGAGCAGUGCUUGCCAAGAGAGCAGAGGGAUUUCCUUGUGGUUGAUAAUUAUGAAAUCUAUGAUUUCCUUGUCGGAAGUGAUGAGCAAGGAAGAGUUAAAGAUAGAAAAUAUGAACAUUUCAGUCUUCCUAUUCAUUUUAUUGUUAAGCAUAACAAUCAAGGUAAAAUCGAGAGCCACAAGUGGUUCUUCAAAGGCUUCUGUAGAAUGAUGGAUCCUAUCUAUGCACAGAUUAUUGAUUGUGGAUCUAUCCCUCUCUGGAACUCUAUCUCGAAGAUCAUCAUGCACAUGGAAACCUUCACUGAUGUAGGAGGAGCAUGUGGUGAAAUUGAAUGUAUUCUAGCAGAAAAGAAAGAAGAUGGAAUCGAGCCUGUCACUUUUGUAGAAAGUGUUCUCUUACGUGCCCAAUAUGUAGAGUAUAAGGUCUCUCAUUAUAUGGACAAGGCAACAGAGUCAUUAUUUGGAUUUGUCUCUGUGCUUCCAGGAGCAUUUUCUACUUUCCGUUGGGAGUGCAUCAAUGGAAAACCUCUUUCAGAAUUUCUAAAAGGAUGUAAAGAUGAAUUUGGUGAUGUUACAAAAAUUAUGCCUUGCGACACAGCCAAUAAAUACCUAGCUGAGGAUCGUAUAAUGUGCCUUGAAAUUAUUGCAAAGGCUCAUGCUUCAUUUAUCAUCCAUUAUAUUCCUGGUGCCAAAUGUUUGACAGAUCCUCCUCUCUCUCUAACUCAAUUAGUGAAACAAAGAAGAAGAUGGUUUAAUGGAUCCUUAUUUGCUACUCUACAUGUGAUGAAAUCGAUGUAUAGAAUCUGGGCAAGAAAAUGGACAUCCUUCUUCAGAAAUAUCUUCUAUAUGAUUCUCUACGCAUAUAUGAUCUUGCUUUUGAUCCUUUCUUAUUUAAUUGUAGGUCUGUUCUACUCUGCUUUCAGUAUUUUCAUUAGAGCAGUUCUUGAAUCAGACAACUGUCUCAAUGUCGCCAGGCUGUCAAAUAUUCUUGAAAACGUUUACUUGAUUUUCUUAUUCUUCUGUCUCAUGCUUUCUACUACAGUUCAAGUUAAUUAUGCAGAGACAGGAUUCCGACUUUGAUCCUUAGUAAUGGGACUUUUCACUAUAGUGAUGAUUUUCUGCUCUGUUUAUUAUGCUAUUGAUGACACUCAAAACAGAAAUGCUGUGAUCUUAAUAGGUAUUUUUAUAUUGUCAUAUAUGGUGCCUCUUAUACUUAACAUUAGCCAUCUAAAGUUGGCUGAUUUCUUGAAGGGUAUUUUCUAUGCUCUUUAUCUUAGUCCUACUUAUGCUAAUAUUUUCACCAUCUUUGCUAUUUCUAAUAUUCAUGAUGUAUCAUGGGGAUCAAGACCUGGAGGAGCCAGCAAAGAUAAGAAUAUAGAUGUAGCAAUUAGAAAAGCAGCUGCUCAAAAAGAGGAAGCAUACAAAGACUAUCGAGCUAAUUUUCUGAUCGUUUGGCUCUGUGCUAAUGCUGCUGUCGGAGGAAUUGUGACAUAUUGGUCAAGAAAUGGGCAAAAUGAUUUCCUGCUUUGGUUAGGAGUUCUUCUAUCAGCUGUUGUUGCCUUCAAGCUUAUAUUAUCUACAAUUCAUAAGUUAGUAUCAUACAUGCACAACUUCUUUAUAUGGAUUCAUGUUAGAGGUCUUGCAAAAAGACUUAAGAAUCAAAAUAUUGAAUCUUUUCAUAAUCAUGUCAGACAUAAAGAAAAAGAAGAUCAUGAAAUAGUGUUUGAAAAAUUCAGAGACAAAAACGCGAUUGACCAAGAAGAGGAAGAAGCUAACAAAAACAGAUUGGAUGAGAAAAUUCUGAGUUUCCAAAACCUGCUUCAAAAGAGCAUCGCUGCUGAUAAGCUUGAUAUGGAACUUGAUAGAUUCAAACGUAGCGUGAUUGCUUCACUCGGAGGAGGUGUUCAAACUCAACUAAAUGAGAAAAUCCAGGAGAUUGCUGCAAAGAAACAAGAAGAACAAGAUAGCUAUGAUCCCCUCGAUGAUGAAGAAAGUGAUGAAGAGCUAGACCCUAAGUCUAAUAAAGAUAAGAAGGGAUUCUUAGGAAAGAUACUUAGCAGAGACAAGAGCAAGGACUCUGAAGGUGGAAAGGAGAAGUUUGAAGAAAUCCCCGAAGAGACUAAUGAAGAGGAAUCUAAAAUGCUACCUGCCAAUGACGACUCAGAUGAAUCACAGUCUUCUGUGGAAGUCAAGCCGAAUGCUAUGAAGAGAGAUCAAGCUGAGGAUAGUAGCGAAGAAGACCCUGUUUCCGACUCAAGCAAUGAAUUUGAUUCUCGUCCAGGAUCAGACAGUUUCUAAGUUGAUGAUAUAAGGUCUCUGAGCGGAAUAAAAUGAACAUUUUGAGGAAAAACUAUUGAAUUUAGUUUAAAAUUGCC
Moneuplotes crassus is the source of this 3174-nucleotide messenger RNA. The record is from the annotation of a GenBank genome assembly. NCBI's taxonomy places the organism in Eukaryota, Ciliophora, Spirotrichea, Euplotida, Euplotidae.